UGCGUCAGACUCUUACUUCCCGGAAGUGACGCAAGCGCUGAUUUGUGUUUGUUUUCCUGACAGUCGCGGCCGUGUUGCGCUUCAAACUGCCAGAAAUCAGCCAGACACACAGAUGGAGCAGCAGGCCAAGCCGUACAUGUUUGCGAGCCUGAUGCGUCCUCACUCCGAGCAGCUCCUGCAGGGUCUUCAGCUCCUGCGCCAGGAUCACGAGCUCUGUGACAUCGUGCUGCGGGUCGGAGACACAAAGAUCCACGCACACAAGGUGGUGUUAGCCAGCAUCAGCCCGUACUUCAAGGCCAUGUUCACCGGGAACCUGUCGGAGAAAGAGACGUCUGAGGUGGAGUUCCAGUGUGUGGAUGAAGCCGCUCUCAAGGCCAUAGUGGAGUACGCCUACACAGGAACCGUCUUCAUCUCACAGGAAACGGUGGAGUCUCUACUUCCUGCCGCCAACCUACUGCAGGUCAAGCUGGUUGUGAAGGAGUGCUGCAGCUUCCUGGAGAGUCAGCUGGACGCGGGGAACUGCAUCGGCAUCUCACGCUUCGCCGAGACCUACGGCUGCCACGAGCUGUGUCUAUCUGCCAGCAAAUUCAUCUGCCAGCACUUCGAGGAGGUGUGCCAGACGGAGGAGUUCCUGGAGCUGACGCGCACCGAGCUGGACGACAUCGUGUCCAACGACUGCCUGAACGUGCUGACGGAGGAGAGUGUGUUCUACGCGCUGGAGUCCUGGAUCAAGUACGAUCUGACCGAGAGACAGCAAUACCUGGCGCCGCUCCUGCACUGUGUGCGGCUCCCGCUGCUGAGCGUCAAGUUCCUGACGCGGCUGUACGAGGCCAAUCACCUGAUCCGAGACGACCACGCCUGCAAACACCUGCUCAACGAGGCGCUCAAGUACCACUUCAUGCCCGAGCACCGGCUCUCCUACCAGACCAUGCUGUCCACACGGCCGCGCUGCGCUCCGAAAGUCCUGCUGGCCGUGGGAGGAAAGGCCGGGCUCUUCGCCACGCUGGAGAGCGUGGAGAUGUUCUUCCCGCAGACGGACUCGUGGCUCGGUCUGGCUCCGCUCAGCGUGCCGCGCUGUGAGUUCGGUGUGGCGGUUCUGGAGCAGAAGGUGUAUGUGGUGGGGGGCAUCGCCACACACAUGCGUCAGGGCAUCAGCUACCGGCGGCACGAGAGCAGCGUGGAGCGCUGGGACCCCGACAGCAACACCUGGGCGUCUGUGGAGCGCAUGGCGGAGUGCAGGAGCACGCUGGGUGUGCUGGUGCUGGCGGGCGAGCUGUACGCCCUCGGAGGAUACGACGGACAGAACUACCUGCAGUCUGUGGAGAAGUACGCGCCCAAGCUCAAGGACUGGCAGCCGGUGGCACCCAUGACCAAAUCACGCAGCUGCUUCGCCACGGCCGCGCUGGACGGCAUGAUCUACGCCAUCGGAGGAUACGGCCCCGCCCACAUGAACAGUGUGGAGAGAUACGACCCGAGCAGAGACUCGUGGGAUAUGGUGGCGCCGAUGUCAGAUAAGCGCAUUAACUUCGGCGUGGGGGUGAUGCUGGGCUUCAUCUUCGUGGUGGGAGGACACAACGGCGUGUCUCAUCUGUCCAGCAUCGAGCGCUACGACCCGCAGCUGAACCAGUGGACGGCGUGUCGACCCAUGAACGAGCCGCGCACCGGCGUGGGCUCUGCUGUGGUGGAUAACUAUCUCUAUGUUGUUGGGGGUCACUCGGGCUCCUCGUAUCUGAGCGCGGUGCAGCGGUACGACCCCAUCACGGACAGCUGGCACGACUCCAGCGGGAUGAUGUACUGCCGCUGUAACUUCGGCCUGACCGCGCUUUGACCCCGGCCACACGGCUGACCCUCAGAGACAUGAGGAGUGUUUCAGGAGUGUGUUUCCUGCUCCUCCGGCCGGCGCUGGACGCACAGCGCUGAAGCACAGCUCACACCAACACCUCGGAGGACGCGGAGCGCCCAGCUCUUCCCCUUUACAUCACAAGACUUCUGAUGAGGGACGCACAUGCAGCGAGUGUGUGUGAGUGUGUGUGUGAUGCAUGAGCUGAAUCUGCGCUUCGCUCUGGAGGAGAAGCGUGGGACUCGUGAUAAGGGCUGCCUUCUGUCCUCUACAUACAGCUCUGUGUGUGUGUGUGUGUGUGUGUGCUUCUCAAAGCCACUGCACUGACCGUGUGUGUGUGUGUGUGUGUCUGAUCCACGCGCUCAUCUUCUGUCCUUUCUGCUGGAAAUGAGUGAAUCUCACCAGAAGGAAUGCAGCUCAUGUUUCAGCACAGUUAAAGUUAUAUUUUGUUGAAAAACAAAGAUUUUUUUGCAUUUAUUUUAUGCAAAGUCAUAAUUUAAUGACUGUCAAAAAAACACGUUUUUUUUGCACUUUUUGCAACAUCAAAAUGCUAAUUUUUUUGUGUGUGUUUUAUUGCAGUCAAAAUAUUUUGCCAAAAGACAAAAUGCAUUAUUUUUUGCAUUUAUUAUCUUUUUUGUUGUUGUUGCAACGUUAAAAUAUACUCUUUAUAUUUGAAAUUAUUAACAAAAGAAGGGAAAAAUGUAUAAAACAAAGAAACAACAAAAAAGGACUAUAAUUUUUGUCUGACACAUGAUGGUAUAGAGUCAGAAGAAGUCUCAAAACCCCAAAUAAUCAGCCAGGAGUAAACGAGCAAGAACCACGCGACAAAACCCACGCUUUACAGAGCGAAGAGCAGGUGGACUCGUAAAAAACACUUUAUUUUUUUUGUAAGGUCAAAAUAAAUAGGUCAAAAAACAUUAUUUUUUGCAGUCAACUGUUUUGCUGAAAAGCAUUUUUGUAUUUAUUGUUUAUAGUAAUUGUACAAAUAUUUACUGUUAAUUUCACACUCAAAUGUGGCAUUUAAAGCACACUGAAAAACUACAAUUAUUAAAAUGGUCAAACAUCACAUCUCAAAUCCAUCAGUUCUCCUUCUCCACAUUUGCCUGGAAGAUUACGAAAAGAUAAACGUUACAAUGUAAAACUCUGUUUCUGAAACAUGAGCUGGACGUGAUCCUGACGGGUCACUGAGAUUCACCCGUGUGUGUGUGUGUGUGUGUGUGUGUGAACACACUCUCAUACUGACUGGUGCUAAUUUCCUCUCCAGGAUUGUGUUGUUUUCGUUCUGUCAUGAUGUGAAUUGAUUUCCUGUUCCUGUGGCGUUCAGAUGAAGCAUCAGGCAAUAACGUGGCUGGUUUGAGUCGAGUGUCGGAUCUGUUCCCAGUCGAGGCUGAUGCUGUGCGUUCUUCACUUCUGCAUGUGGAGAUAUCCUGAAGUUCUGCACUUACCAAACCAUUUUCUACUGUGUACAUAUGACCUUUGAGUUCCUUUGAGGCAAUAAGACUCCUUUUUAUUUCCCUCAUUGAUUGCCAAGGUGUUUUGGGAUUCCUGUGACUGACCUGAACGGCUCGCGUCGCUUCGUUUCUGUUCUGUUGCUCGUUAUCAACACUUUCGAUGUUCAUUUUGGAUCUGAGCUGCCUUUAGAAGCAUGUUUUGGAUUGAUUUGAUAUUAAAAGUGUGAUGUCUGUGAGUCCAGAACGUAUUUCAGUGUAGAGCUUCAUCCAGAGGCACAAAGGGAACAAAUGCUCACCAGAAGCAUCCGUGUUUGAUUAGCAAUAAGAAAUAUUUCCUCUCAUCCAUUAAUGUCUAAAGCGGAGGUGUUGGGUGUCUGUUCGUGUCUGAUCACCGCUCUCACCGAAGUGCUCGUGUCACGAGGGAAUCUGAAUCAGUCCCUCACUGUCUUAAACUAUUGGAUCAUUUGUCCUGAUGAUGAUGAUGAUGAUGAUGAUGCCACAUUUUGUUUUUCUGUCCAUCCAGCUUGUGUUUGAAAUAGAGUGCAUUUUUAUAAACCUGUGGAUUGUUACUGGAACUAAACCGAUAACCUUAGCUACUAACGCAGUAUUUAUUUUUCACAUCUUAUCAAGCGUUGAGAGCUCAGUGUACUUCUGUGUGUCGCAGCUCAAACAGUCAAGAAAUAAAGGCCUGGAAAUGA
Molecule: messenger RNA, 3989 nt
Organism: Carassius gibelio (silver crucian carp)
Lineage: Eukaryota; Metazoa; Chordata; Actinopteri; Cypriniformes; Cyprinidae
Product: kelch-like protein 28
Exons: 6
Coding region: 113-1828 (571 amino acids)
Molecular function (GO): protein binding
Source: RefSeq, a predicted model, not a curated record